AUGUAGUAGUAGUUGUUGCAAGAUAAAGUAUUAUCUUCAUCAUCAUCUCCAAGAUAAUCUUAAAAUAGUUGCGAGAGUUCAACAGAAAGAAUGAAUAGGGCAUAAACUAAUCACUAACAGCUUAAUCCAUAUCAAGAACAGCUAACAUUCAAAAACAAUAGCUUUUUUACAAAGGAAUAUGGGGCUGAUGAUAUUCAUGUGGACAAUAAAUAUUAAAAAAAGUAGAAUUAAUAAUAAAAUAAGUAAACAAAUGAUCUUCAGCUAAAAAAUGCUGUUAGCUAGAUGUUAGUAGAAGGUGAUGAACUUGAGUUAGUUGAGCUUGGUGAUUCUUCUAUUCUUAAAAAAAGUAGUAAUAUUGCACCACCUGCUCCAAAUCCAAGUUAAAUUGAUGGAAAAAAUUAAUUCAAAGAUAUAGCAACACUUUUUAAGAAUAAUUACAUCUUUUUAGAUGAAGAAAUAAAUAUUAAGUGUACAACAAGUUAGAUAUUAUCAAAAAAGGAUGAUUAUGAGGAAAGUGCAGCUACAGUUUAAAAGAAGCCUUAAAAUUAAUUUAUCAGACAAACUUAUAGCAAUGAUUUUGAUGAUAUUUAAGAAAGUCCUAAGAUUGGUAGAAAUAAUGAGCAAAAGUAAAGAUCGCCUUCAAAAGGGAAUAAUGACUAGUAAUUUGGAAGGUAAAUUAUGUCUGAAUAUAUUUGUCAAGAGAAAGAAGCAUCUCCUUAAGCUUCUAACACUAGAAAUCAGUAACAGUUGAACUAGACUACUCUUUUAACCAACAAUAAUGUAGGGACAGUCUUUUAAUAUGCAAAUUCUGUAUAUACAAAUAAUUAAAGUUAAGAAAAUAAUAUAUCAAACUAAGCUAUACAAAACAAGGUAGUGUAGAGUAGUAAAUAUACCAAUCCAAAUGACUCAAUAAACUCAUUUAGCUCAAACUAGCUUAGCUCUGUAGAUCAUUCUAAAGGUUCAAGCAAUUAAAGCAUUAAACUAGAAAAUAAUGUUUAAGAGGAAGAAUUUAAAAAUAAAAUUGGAUUAGAAAGCUUGAGUAUUCUAAGGUCUGAAGUAAACUAAUUUUUAGGUUUGUUGUAAAGCUAUAACAAUGAGAUAUUGGCUAGUCCUAAGCACUAAUAACUCAUUUUGUAAAAAUAAUAAUCACUAGAUGAAUAGAUUCAUUAAGAAUAAUAAUAGAAUCAAUCUCCAAAAAAAACAUAGGAACAAGAAUAAAACUUCUUCUAAAAAAAAAUGAAUAAAACUUUAGAUUAAAAGUUGAAGGAAGAAUACAAUUAAAAGUUGGGAGAAUAUCUUGAUGGCCACAAAGAAAUGUCAGAAUUUUUUGUAAAUACAACAAACGAAUAAAAAAAGUAAAACAAAGAAGAUAAAUACAAUAAUACUUAAGAUUACUAAUAGGACUUAUUAAUAAGAUCUAAGCUAUAAAUGAGUGAUUCUUAUGAUUAGAAUUAAAUUUUUUAAAAUAAGAAAUAAAUUGACGAAGCUAGCAAUAUAAUUCAUGGUGAUUAAACUUCAAAACAAUAAUAUAUUUAUGUAUAAAAUUAUUGCGAGGAUCAAUAAAGCCCGACUGGAAAUAGCGAUUACGAAUCUGAUACAUCUAACUAAAUACAACAGCAACUUUAUUCAUUAAGAAAGGCUAAAAAAUCAUUCAACUCAGCUAAUUUUAAUAAUCUUUCAAUAAUAUUUAGUGAAAGUGAAAAAUCUUCUCCUUUAAUACAGUCCAACUCUUCUCAAUCUUAAGAAAGUAGCUAAAUGCUUGGAGAUAAUAACAAAGAAGUUAUUGAGGAUGACGUUUUAGAAUAGAAAAGUAUUAUCGAAGAUCAAAUUUUAAACAGUUAGAACACUCAAGAUAGUCGAGAACUUCAAAAAAAUUAAUUAAACAGCAAGCAGCAAUGCUCUUUUUUUGAUUAAAAUAAUUCAUAAUUUUAAAACAACUUGUAAAAAAAUGAUCAUCCUUCUCAACAAUUGAAAGAAUCUUAAAAUAACAUGUCAAAGCAGAGCCAACAAAUCUGCAAUAAUAUCAAAGAAAAAAAUAAAAACUUUAGUUUUGAUGUUAAAAAUUUUAAUGGAGUAGCUGAAGAGCUAAUUAGAUAAUCUGAUAAUCUUUAGUUACAGAUUAACCAAAUUCAAAAUAAUUCUUAAAUUUAAAGAAAUAGUCCAAAUGAUUUGUAAGAAAGGUUAAAAAGCGCAGUAAGCGUAGACUCCUGUAAUACAAGCAUAAAUUUGGAAUACUGUAAAAAAGCUGAGGCUAACGAAAGCUUAGUCUAUUUAUAAGAAGCUUUUUAAUUAUGCUUAUCAGAUUUAAAAGGUUAAUUGAGUGUGGAUAUGUAUCAGCUAAUUUAACAGAAGCUAAAGUCUGUGCAGUAAGCUUAUCAUUCCCACAUAUAACUUGAAGUUGAGAAAACUAAUGUGCUUGAAAAGAAAAAUGAAAAUUUAAAUAAAAGUAACGAAAUGAUCAUGCAAGCUUUGUAAGCAACAAAAGAAGAAAUAAAAUAAUUAAUUUAGAAUUAUCAACUUCUCUCUGAAGACCAUAAUGAAUUACUAGAGUCAAACAGAGAAUUCAUGUGCAAAGAAUAGAAGCUUGUAGGAUAAAUAGAGAAAAUUGAAAAAGAGAGGUAGCAUUUAAAAUACUUAAUACUUGUUGCAAAUGAAAAGUAUGAAAAGAUGGAUGAAAAAUGUAAUUAGUUAAUUAAGAAAAACUCAAUUCUUAAUGAGUAAAUUUCAAACAUGCAAAAUCAGUUCUCAAAUAUAAAUUAGAUACUCAGAGAAGUGAUUAUCAAUCUUCAAGAAAACAAAGACUCUGAAAUUCACAAUAUACUUUAGAAAAUUUUGAAAGAGGCAAAUGAAAUGAUGAUCAUAAAAAAGGAUACCGAUUCUCUCUAUUCAAGGUACUCACACUACAGUCCUAAUGCCAGUUGCAGUGCUAAACAAACCUCUUUUAAAGAAGGCUCACUAGGAAGAGUUCAAAAGACAAGAAGUUCAUCACCUUAAAGGGAAGGAAUUUCACCACCUACUAAAUCUUAGAUUUAUAAUCAGGCAAAUAACUCGUUAUUGAAUAUUAGUUUAAAACAUAAAGAAAAUAAAUACAUAUAAUCAUAAUAAAAUUUAUAAGGGGUAGGAGCAGUUUUUUAAAAUAUUUCAACCAAUCAGACUAUUAAUUGCCAUAAUAAUUCAAAAAAAGUAAGUAAUAGCUAAUUUGAAAAUAAUAAAUUGAAUAAAUAGUCUGUGUAACAACCACAUCCUGCUUAACUAAACUAAAGUCUAGGCAAUAUUAAAUAAAAAGAAAAUAUAAAUAGAUAAAAAACCCCUCCUAAAAUAAUACAAAAAUAAGGUUUAACUUGCAGAUCCAAGGAAGACCAAAGAAAAAUAGAAGAAACUUACAGACAAAUAUUUUUAAAACAACUAAAAUAAUCAAAAAUAAAAGACAUAUCUAAUACAAGCAAUAACGCCAAGACUUUUAAUUGA
This is a messenger RNA of Tetrahymena thermophila SB210, 3468 nucleotides long. RefSeq lists its product as hypothetical. The record is from RefSeq and is a predicted model, not a curated record. Lineage: Eukaryota; Ciliophora; Oligohymenophorea; Hymenostomatida; Tetrahymenidae. The transcript has 8 exons.